AUUCCUGAGGCGAUUAAUCAGUAGCCACAUCGAGGCCCACCCAUGCAUGACGCAUCAGCUCAACCGUGUCCCUUCAUGCAUUGAUGGCCAAUGACAACCAAAGCAACACACGAACCCAUCGGGGUCACUGCCCAUUCACCAUCUCACUCAUCGUAGCAAUCUCACAGGCGGCUGUCAAGAAUGGAGCACUUCAGCGUGCCCUAUUCGUAGUGAGCAGCAUGGAUAGUGGACCAUUGUGUGGGGUGGUUAGAGGACAGCCAGUCGCAGAACAACAAUCGCCACGCCAUCGCCAGCACCGUUGUCUCCUUCCAUCCGUCACAGUGCCGAUGUGUCCACAGAAAAGUCAUUGGCACUCAUCUGGUCGAUGCGACUCAACACCUGCGCACAAGCCACACACACACGCAUGGAGCAGCUCCAUGCACAAGUAUCUUUCCCCAUGCUCACUCACCUGGCCCAUUCUGUUGAGCUCUCCGAGUGUCUGCUGCUGUCUUGCGAUCUCCUCCACCUCUUCCUUGGACAUCGGGCCGGCGCGCUGGCUCAGCUGCUGCACUGACUGCUGGUGGAUGGCGGCCAAAGCAGCCGCAUUUGGCUGCACACACACGGCCAGCCAACAGAGAGGAUGGUAUAUGAUUCGUCGUGGUGGGCAUAGGUAUGCAUUUCUCACCGCCAUGUAGUUGGCUGAUGUGUCGGGGUAUGCUGCCGUGACGGUCUCGCCCAUUUCCCUGACACUCUUCUUGACGGGCAGCCCCGCCGCCCGCCGGGCCUCCUGCUCGUCGAGCUCCGCCUGCUUCUGACGCACAGUGUGCUCCAUCUGGGCUGCCUGCCACAUACCCUGGGACUGAUAGAUAGACACAUACACACACAGGCAGGGAGAGGGAGGGGGGAAUGUGCGUUCGAUCCAUCUGUUGGCGUGGGUUUGGUCUGUUUGUUGUGUGUGGGAAUGUUACCGCAGCGCCGCCGAUUGUGUCCUGUAUGUUUGUGAGUCGGCGAUCGACGGCCGCGUCAAAGUCCUUCUUGAGAUCCUUGUCGUCACUUCUCUGAGCCCUGCAUGGACGCGAUGGAGAGGGGAAGGAGAGAUGCGCGUGGGUUGGUGUCUGUGCUGUGUGAUGGUGUGUUGUGUUGUGUUACCUGGGGUUUGGGUUGUCGUAUGCCCAUUUGACAGUGAUCAUCUCGUCUUUCCUGUCGAGCCACUGAUCCAUCAUGGCCACCUUGGCGAACUCGGCCGCAGCCCUGACGACCCAACCCCACCCCCCACACACACAGACAGACAGGCCAUGGCAAAUGGAUGGAUGGAUGUAUGGGUGUGGAUAAGUGAGUGAGGGCGUGCAAGUGCUACCCACCUGUAUUCGUAUUCGACGAAUGCGAUGUUCUUGUUGGGGAUGACGCGCAUAUGGACAAUGGGACCUGCAGACAGACAGUACACACCACAGUCAGUUAUGAAGGGGCUUUAGGUCCGUUCGUUCAUUCACUGCCCCCCGACUCACUCACCCCACAUGGAGAAGUUCCGCCUGACGCUCUCCUCCAAGACGGCAUACCCAUCAGGGAGGCCACUGACAUAAACAAACAAACAAACACACACACGUGAAUGAGAAACCUAUAUGCUCAUCCCUCCCUCGCUCCCUGGCUCCCCGAUGAGCUGAGCUACCCACCCACCGGUCCAUUUUGAGGUCUCCGAUGAAGAGCGUCCUGCAGUCCUUCUCAAAGGUCCCCACACCGCCCAUAUCGUCGCGGUGCUUCAUGUGCCGCUCGCGCCCGAAGAUGUCGUGAGUGUUGUCCAGGUGCUGGUUGUCCUCGCGGGUCGGCACACGGUGGUAGUACCGGCACUCGCGGCCCAACAUGCAGCAACCCUACACACAGACAGACAGACAGGCAGGCAGGCGACACCAUAACAUGGGGGCAUUGUGGCUGGGUGAGAGAUUGGAUGGGUAUCCCAUUCCGCGUACCCUGGCGAAGUAGUAGCAGAAGGCCGGGAAUUCGGUUUCGGGCUGCGUGUCGGCCUUGGUCCAACCAGAGUCACUGAGCAGACACACAGAUGGGUUCAUAUGCUGGCCUGGCUUGGCGCGCUGCGUGGGUGCGGUGCGGUGCGCACGUGUAUGGGUUGCAUCUGGUGGAGGCCGGCUCGCGUUCCUUUCGGUCGAAGCGGUCGCUUGCGUACUUGCCGUACCAGAUGUUGUAGUCCUCAGCACCUGAAUCAUUGCACCAUCAUACACACAUAAGUGGCCACAUGCAGGCUGGCUGGCUGGCUGGCUGUGCCUGUCGUUCUCUCUCCCUCGCCCUCUGCCUCUCCCUCCUCUGCCCACCCACCCACCUUGUGUGUACGAGUAUUUCUUGAACUCUGCCUGCGCCUGCUUCCUGGCAGGCCUGCCCAGCUGCGCCGCGGUGGGUAUCCUUUCGUACUCGAGCACAAUGGGAUCAUAUCGGUACUUGGACUCGUAGUCGGCAUCGGCAGCGUCGUCCUUCUUCCUCUUCUUGCCCCCACCCUGCUCGUCGUCCCCAGACGCCGACACGUGGCCUGCCGUCGGCUCACCAGCAGCAGCAGCAUCUGACCAACAGAGAGCGGAUGAAUGGCAGUGUGUCUCAUGCAUCAAGCCUUCCUGCGUGAUGCCAUCUCUCACCUGCCGGUUUCUCGCCCUCUCCCGUUGCCUCAGUGGGCUGUCCAUUGGCUGUGGGUGGCGCCUCUGGAUCUGUCCAUGACAUCUCGCCUGUGGCGACGUUGUAGAAGUAGGGAUUCUGGCUGUUGGGGUCGACGAACUGCACCCAGAGCGGCUUGGCAGCUCCCGUCAUCGACGGAUCCUCUGACAUGGCGGAAAAUCGAAUGGAUGGGGACGGUCAACAACAGACUGCUGCUAAUAGACUUCCCAGAAGCCAAAGCUGGCCUCAGAAGCU
Vitrella brassicaformis is the source of this 2886-nucleotide messenger RNA. The record is from the annotation of a GenBank genome assembly. Lineage: Eukaryota; Vitrellaceae.